CGGACGUACCCGUUUAUGUUGUGUUUCUGGAAAGAAGGGGAGAAGGAGCCAACAAUACAUUUUUGUUUCAUUUAAUAUAGCACAAAAGUCUUAUGUACUCUUUCAUUUCGGUUGGUCAUUUCAUUAAUCAAAGGUAAUCAACAUACAGUUAAUUUAAUUUUUAGUCCAAACGAUUUAUUCUGUUAGAACAAAGAUGUCAAGAGGAUAGCCAUGAUUACUAAUGUUAACGCGUUAGCUAGCUAGAAAGGCGACCUGUCCCGUAAAGUUAGCUAGCCAGCUAACGUUUGCUAACUGGCUAGCUAGCUAUAAUGUCAGAAGAGUCAUGUACAUGUACGCACGAAUAAAGUAACUUUGGGGUUGUCUGUACAUCUAAUGCUAUUGAAUUUACGAAGCAGUGGCAGACAGAUCACCAAGAGCGAUGUAUACACAAGCUGCUGAGUCAUUAGCUAACCUAACUAGCUAGCAUGCUAGCCAGUUAGCCUAGCGUCCAGUGUUGUCUUUGGUGUUGUGCAAUGAAAACCAAGAGUGACGUUUGCUAACUAAGUUGCCUAACUAACAAAUAAAUAAAACCGGAACAUGGUUGACAAUGUAGAUAAUGCGUUAGAGACAUCUACAAGGCAACAGUGAUUUCCCCACAAAAGGUGAUGUGUUGUGGUAGCCAGUCAAAGUCACUUGUGUCUGUUGGGGAUUUUUUAUAACGUUAGCUACUGUAGCUAGCUAGCUAACGUUACUGUAGCCAAGCAUGCUAGCUAGUUACACUUUCCACAGGUUUUCCCAUUUCCCUACCAGAAAUAUUCUAGAUGUGGGAAGUGUAACGUUAGUUAACAAUUGUAGCUAUGUGUCUAGUUAGCUUUAAUCUUGAUGCUUUAUUCUGGAUGGUGUCAAGUUGUCGGUACUGUACUAAAUUAGACAACUAGCCAGAAAUUAAAUGGAAUGUUUUGUUUACUUUAUUUCUCAGAUUGCUGUAGCACCCACUUUGUAAAGUCCUGAAUUGAACCAAGUCAAGGAUCCUUCAUCUAUGGUUAGAAAAAUCUCUUUGAAAAAAUCUAACCAUGAGCUUCAGCUUUGAGGGAGAUUUCAAAACAAGACCCAAGGUGUCUCUUGGGGGAGCGAGUAAAAAGGUAAGCCCACUAUGAGAUUAACCUUACCUGCUGUAGAGUGAUGGCUACUCUACUAUUUCUAUAGCUAGCUAUAAGUUAGCAUAGGUAGCCGCUAGAUCCGGGAAAAAACUGGAAAAAUAUGUGUACUAAUCCACUGUUGGAUUUUCUGACAAUUUAUGUUGCACACCCUUGGCUGAACGCAGUUUGCAACAUCCUAAAUUGUCCAUAAAUCAGAAAAUGGUGUUUUAUUAAUACAGUACACAUUUUUCAAUGUUUUUCCCAGCGGCUCGCCAUUAAAGCUAGUUAAGGAGGAAAAUUAUACCUUUGCUGCCUGAAUGGAGGAUGCUUUAUGUAUGAGCCGGUCCACGGGGGACAUGAGUGUAUUACCGGGAAUGCACAUCAAUCCUAGACGAUAGUGCAGAUCUAGCAGCCACUAUUAUCUGCCUAGGCUAAGCUAGUGACUUAAUUUCUCUACUAGUCGUGUCAGGCUAAUAUACUUUGUCUUUCAGGAGGAAAAAGCAUCUCUCCUACACCGGACACAAGAGGAAAGGAGAAAAAGAGAGGUAGUCCUUUUGAUAUAAAAUCAUCCAGCUUUGUAUGUGAACCAAUCAUUAUUUACUUUCGCUGUGUAUUUAUUUACUUGACUCUGUUUUUCAACUUCAAUAAGGAUGAAAGACGAAGAUUGAAGAAUGCAAUUAUCAUUCAAUCCUAUAUACGAGGAUACCAUGACCGAAAACAGCAAGUAUGUCAACUAUUAUGAACAAGCUCACAGACAUUAGACAACACCCAUUCUUGGGUUUCAAUGCCAUUCCCUUCCACACUCCCUUAUCUUGCCAGCAAUCCCUUUUCCACAACCUUUUAUUGCUGCUGGCAAUGUUGAUAGAUACUUCAUUGUGUACAAUAUCAAGGGAUCAUCCCUAUAACUGUCUGUGUUUGACCUCUGACCCUGGUGUUUUCUAGUAUGCCAUCCAGAGGGGCAACUUUGACCGCUGCGUCUGCCAGGCACAGUCAGAAGGCGGACCGCCAAUCUCCGACGCUGCCAGUCUCAGUCUCUUAACAAGGCAACUGCUAUUUUUCUACAGACAGAGUGAGGACUCUCAGAGAUUGGUGAGGACCAAUGGUUUUCGGGCAAAAGUGUUGUUGAACUAAUGAAAAACUUGUGUAAAAAUGUGAUGUCUAAAUGCUAAAAUGACUAAAAUGUACAUCUUGCGUGUGGGAACAUGAUACAACAUUUCUGUCUGUGUCUCCGUAGAUAUGGAUUUGUCAGAACCUAGUGAAACACAAUGGGCAGUUUGUGAAGCUGCUGCUGGGGUCCGAGAGACAGACGUGUGUGUUUCAGAUUAAGAGGGUCCUUGGCUUCUGCUGCAGGUAAUGGGGCCUACACCUAUUCUUCAUGAAUGUGCUCUGGGAUUAAGUUUCCCCUUGGUACAGAUCUAGGAUCAGCUUCCCCUCUUCCAAUCCUAACCUUAACCAUUAGUGGAAAAAAACACAAAACUGACCCAAGAUCAGCUUCUAGGGGCAACUUCACUCUACAUCCAUUGGCAAACAAAUCGAUGAAGUAUAUUACACCACCUUAACACCCUCUGUCCAUCUCUCUCCAAGACUUCUGCAAACCUGCAAGGAUGACAGUUUGAAUGUUGCCGUUCCCAUGAGGAUGCUGGAGAUCUAUUCCUCCGAGAGAACCUAUCUUCCUGUCCUUCAAGACGUUAAUUGUGUAGCGUCGUUAAUCGAGCAAAUUUUGCACUAUAUGGUACAGAAAGGUAAAUAUUGUGAUGAUAUCUGUGGAAGUGCACUAUAACAUUUUAUUUGGUUAAUGCAAAUUUUCAAGCCCCAUUGAAUUUGACAUCUUGCAUCAGCUCUCUUUCUUUUUCUCUGACUCUUUGUCUCUCAGGGUACUACAGGUCGCUUUAUAUUCUAGUGAAUCACAAGCUCCCUUCCAGUCUGGAGUACAGUGACGCGCCCUCUGGAGCACACGCUAUCCCCUUGGCAAGCACACUGCUGGAGCACACGCUGAAGCCCCUGCACUUUACCUAUUCCUCCUGCACAACAGGCGCAAGGUAUAACACUCUGGGGUGAAGUUUUCCCUAGGUACAGAUCAGCUUCCCAUCCCCCAAUCCUAACCUUAACCAUUAGUGGGGGGGGGGAAAAUAAAAAAAUCAACUUUACCCUACUAUAACAGCAGCCGUAGCGUCUGUAAAACCAAAACACGCACACACAAAUGAACAACCCUAAAACUAACCAGAACACACACAGAGAGAGAAGGCCCUUUGUGCUAAAGUCAGACCCCUUAAAAGUUUCACCUCCAACAUAUGAAAACCCCCUCACACACAAAGUGUCUCGGCAUCAGCGACUGCUGAGCAUGUGGGAAAGAGCACAGUGAGAAGCCACGAGUGGAAUGCCUUUGUUUGUGGCGUAUGCUGUUAAGAUUGUGCAGUAAACCGAUAAUGUAAACUUUGGGCAUUUGUUUGUCCUUUUGAGUCGGCGGAGACACUGUAAUUGCUUCACCAACCUGUUUACGAGCAAUAAAACUGACCCAGACUCGGAGUACAGAAUAUUGACUAGUUGCACUCAAUUUGAAACAUUCUUAAUGACAAACGAGGGGGGCGUUCUUUUGUUUUUGAAGAAAAGCAGAGGCUGGGUGUGAGGAAGUUGUGUACACACUCACUCCAACGGCUAAUUAUCUGACCGGGGCCACCAGAUGUGAGUGACUCAGUAAAAACUGCUCUGUUUGACAAGACAAUAUUGGGGCACUCACAGAGCUGAAAGGAGGAGGCACCUACUCUCUCAAUCACUCUAUUGUCCCUGUUUGGGGAAUGAGUUUAAAGAAUAACUACUCAAAAACGGUAUUUUGGCACUGUACGGAAAGUGCUCCAUCUUGAAAACUUGACUGCUGACUUUUUGGAGAUUGGUAUUAACAGUGUGAACAAAAUACUUAAAGAUUGAAACUGAAAGUUAUCCCUUUUAAAAGCAAAGCCUUUGUGGAAUCUAAGCAGUUCAUAUGUUUAUUCGUCAUAGUGUAACAUAUUUGUACAUUUUGAUUUGUGAUCAAUAGCUUAAUCCAAUGUCAUUAUCAUGUAUGUAGUGAACAUUUAAAACCAACUAAUCCAUUUUACAGUGUGGAGAAUGUAAUGUAAUGACAAUCAAUUUCUCUCCCUCCCUCCCUCCCUCCCUCUCUGGUUCCACAGGCAGUAUGUGUUUGCAGCCUUCACGGAGGAGUUCAUCUCGGCGCCAUUCACGGAGCAGAUCUUUCACUUCUUUAUUCCGGCGCUGUCCGACCCGCGCCUCCACUUCCCCUUCGAGGCCUUCCUGGGCUCCCUGCAGGCCACCGUAGUCUCCUCUGCAGCGGCGCAGAAACAGGCGCCGUGGCUCUUCUACUUUGUCCUCUCGGCCGGGGAGACCUGCCUAGGUAAGUGUCAGGGAUACGCUUUGGAUGCGUCCAAAAUGGCACCCUAUUCCCAUAGGGCUCUGUGUAACGUAGUGCACUAUGUAGGUAAUAGGGUGCCAUUUGGGACACAGGCUUUGUGUCCAGUGUGUGGGGAAUUGUACUCUUGUGUACCAGAAGAUACUGACAGAGGAUUUGGAGGGAAUGACCAGAAUUUUUUUUGAUGGUGAUAGGAAGUGUUUGUAGUAAUGCGUGUGUGUGUGCAGGUUCCCUAUCAGAGGAGGGCCUCCACCUGUACCUGCGAGCUCUGCAGACCCUCCUACCUCUCCUCCCCGUGUCAGAGAGCACCAGCAGGCCGGAGAUAAUCAGUGACUCAGAGGACGAGGAGGACACUAACAUCCAGGCUCCGUCCACACAGGUAGCUAGCUAACACACACACACCACUAAACACUGGUGGAACACACACACACCACUAAUGUGUCAAUACAGGUAACACACUGAAAUCCAGGGAUAGUACUCUGCAGGUUACAGGUAAUGCAUAUAGUUCAGAAUGCCCUUCUACUUCACAGGCAACACUUUCAAAUGAAAACGGCUAACAUCUGAUUAGAGGUAUUUCACACGAGUAGCAGACCACAGCCUUAUCCACACUGCCCCUAGGCACCUCACUAUAAACACCUGGGCCCGUAUUCAUAAAGCGUCUCAGAGUAGGAGGGCUGAUCUGGUCCGCGACCUGGCCAAACGAUCUGCUCCAUUAUGAUCGAAAUGGCAGAACUGAUCCUAGAUCCUACUGACGCUUUAUGAAUACAGGCCCUGCUAUUCUUACUGAAACAACUCACUCAAACCUAUUCCGUGUGUUCUCGAUCGUUCCAGCACGACAGUUAUCGGAUAUCGGUGCAGCUGAUCACGGAGGAAUGCGUCCACAAGCUGGACACCAAGCAGCAGACCAACGCGCUGCUCAACCUGGUGUGGAGGGACUCUGCCAGCGAAGAGGUCUUCACCAUGAUGGCCUCCAUUUGCCACACACUCAUGGUGCAGCACCGCAUGAUGGUGCCCAAAGUCAGGUCAGUGUUCUACAUCGGAUCCAGUUACAAUGCAUGCGUCCCAAAUGGCACCCUUUUCCCUAUAUAGUGCACUCCUUUUGACCAGAGCCCUACAGGCCUUGGUCAAAGUAGUGCACUAUAAAGGGAAUAGAGUGCCACACCUAAGGUUUUACAUGUAUCUACGGUGCUAGAAUAACCACUUUUUGUUUUAUCCUCGCAUUUAGUAGUUUCAAAACUUUUAUUUCGCUACAAUUUUAAUGAAUAUUUAGUCUAUUAAGUCAUUUUACAGGAACUUUAUGUGAAGCCUUUUUUUAUAUAUUUUUUGACAUCAUGAAAAUUGGUGUUCAGAAUCAGCAUUUAGUUUAAAGUUGUAAGCAACUAAUGUGAAUCGCGAUGAAGAAGCACAGCCGUUAUCUGUCGUCUUCGCCCGAGUGGCGUUUACAACCGGUGGAGGAAGUACUAGGAUGUCAGGGAAGCUCUGAAGCUGUCACUCCUCGAUUAGGGUAAUUAGCGCUGGACUGGCUGAUUGGGUUGAUUGUAUAAGGGCAGGAUGUGAGAGGGGGAGAUGGCUGCUGCCGUGGCUGAACGAGGGGCUCUUCCCUGGGCUUUAUGGCACAUACAGAGGGUCUCUCAGUCUCAAACCCUCUGGUUAAUAGUUAGUAGAGCCAAUGGAAGACACUACCUGUCCGUACUGUGGGGAUGAGAGAGUGAGCGUGUUAUUUCAGUCUUAUCAUUACUGAUGCGUUGUUCUCACCUUUUACAGGGUGGGCAACAAUAAAGGUGACUAUUGUUUAGGGCUGGAGAGUUACCUUGGUCGUAUUCACUAGAAAGCAAACAGGCUGGAACGGGAGAAAGUCUACCUGAAUUUGUCCAAUAAUAAACCCUUGUCUUCGUUGCAAAAUGUUUUAAGUUGCAAAAAUGUUUGAUGGUUAGCAAUGGUGUGCACCAGUGGCGGUCAGUGCCGUUUUAAGAUGAGGGAGGACGAUAUUAUUUUCAUGAGCAUGGCCUUAUUUCUAUUACAGCAUAUUGGAUGACUCUCAUUCAUAUUCCAUUCACCCAGUUCAAUGUAAUAGCAAUAGGUUUAGGCUACUACAUGAUACUCAAAUUAUCCCUGUACCCAUCAUGAGGUUGCUACAACCUAGCCUAUGAAUGAAAGUUUACAACGUAGGUGCACACAGGUCGAGAGCCAAAUUUGAGCCGACAGUGACAUUCAAUACCGCCUUGCACACUCUUGCCUGCAUCUAUUUGAUAUAGGGGUGUAAUCAUUAGUCUAACAGUUGCAAACGAGAGUUUCUAUUGGACAAAUUCAGGUAUGUUUAUCCCUGUUUUGUUCCGUUUGCUUCUGUUUAAGAAACUUUUUCAACAGAAUCGGCGGAAUGAAUACACCCCUGAAUACGCAUAAACACAGUUCACUUUCAUAGCAGCCAUGUUGUAUUCCUUCUAUGCACUCUCCUCCUCUCACCUUGUCCCUUCGCUUGUGGACUUCAAUGCACAACACAUCAGCUGUAUGUGACCAGGCGAAAAAACCUUUCCAAGCCAAACCGCUACACACAGCCUACAUCAUUGUCACCAUAUUAGCUAAAGUAACAUAGCUAAUAGAACUAACGCGUUAGUAAACCCGCUACAAUCAUGCAGUAACGUUAGUGUACAGUCAGUAAGCAGUUACACCGGCGGGCCCCGGUGGCAAUAAAUGAGUAAUACCAAAAGCAUACCUUGACUUGGAAGAGUUCCAGUGUUGUGUUGGAAAGUCAUAGCCAGCUAGCUAACAUAGCAUCCCUCUGUUUGAGCAGGGUGUUUCAGUAGGCUAAACUAACUAGCUGCAUUUGCUAGCUAAGUGAAACUGAAAGUUUAAAAAAAGAAGAAAUUAAUUUGUUAAACUGUUAAACUAUUGUAUUUUUCUCUCUGAGUCAACUACUCACCACAUUUUACAUACUGCAGUGCUAGCUAGCUGUAGCUUAUGCUUCAGUACUAGAUUAAUUAUCUGAUCCUUUGAUUGGGUGGACAACGUGUCAGUUCAUGCUGCCACAGCUCUGAUAGGCUGGAGGACGUCCUCCAGAAGUUGUCAUAAUUACUGUGUAAUUCUAUGGAAGGGGGUGAGAACCAUGAGCCUCCUAGGUUUUGUCCAAUGUACCCAGAGGAUGACGGAAGCUAGCUGUCUUCCGGCUACACCAUGGUGCUAUCCUACAGAGUGCUGUUGAGGCUACUGUAGACCUUCUUUGCAAAAUAGUGUGUUUUAAUCAAUGAUUUGGUAACGUGAUUAUAUUUAGUGUAGUUUUAUCUAAAAAAUGAUUACUUAUUUAAUGUUUUACAAUUACAAUUUUUAUGAAAUUCACUGAGGAGGAUGGUCCUCCCCUUCCUCCUCUGAGGAGCCUCCACUGUUGUGCACUAAGGAAUACAAUCCUGUCUGAUCUCAUGCUAGACUUGAUUCAGGCAACAUUCAAGCUAACCUUUAGAACACAAAUGUCUCCCAAAAACGACACUAGAGAAGAUGCAUUGAUUUGCUUACCAAAUCAGUUGGUGGAAUAGGCCUAGAAUCCUCCUCCCUAAGUAUUUUCUCUCAUUUUUACAGCUUCCUUUCGUCCAACUGAUUUUACCAUAAAUCUUACCUCUUGUCCUCAAUCAUUAUCGGAUAUCUGUACAAAAUAAUUAGCUCACUGAGGAAGAUUAAUUAGUGGCGAAGUGGAUGGGAUAGCUUUACAAGAGGCUAAAGGGAGCAGAUUGCAUCCCGGGCCUGAUUUACUGCGUUUAAAAAAAGAGCUAGUCUGCUCAGCCGGCCCUCCCGUCUCCCACCUCCUGUUCGACGGCCAGCCCAGCGCAAUGCCUUGAAUAAAUAUGUAUCUCGUAAAAAUGCACCUACCUUUUUCUUUGCUUCCUUCUUAUUAGAGCUCUUCAAUUCAAUUUUGGUAGUUCACACCGGUUUGGUUUUGGUAGCGAUAAUCUUUGUCUUUGGUGUUGGUAGGCUAAAUGGGUGUAAUUUCAAGUUAAUUGUUUAAUGUUUGGUAUUUGGUGUAAUUUCACUUUGAUUGUUAUUUAGCCUUGGCCUGAGGUGGCUCUGUCGCUAACUGAUGGUCACUGACAACUGUAAGUGCUAGCAAGCCUCUGUCCUUAAUUUGUUUUUGAGCGAUUGCUGUGAUUGUGGAGUUUACAUGCGAUAAUGACGCUCGGGCAUUAAGAACACAAACUCUUUCUGCCACUGGCACUAACUCACAGGCCUUUAUGAAUUAAGCUAGUUUCACAUAAAUAAAGGCGAUUAUUAAUUUGGCCGCGAUUGAAAUAUAAAGGUAAUUUUCGAUUGAGCUGACAUAUGCAGCGUUUACCGUGAAUGCAACCUCCGCUAAUGCAGGAACAUUACAUUUCUAUUGCACUGUAGCGCAGCUCUUCAGCGCUACAGAUUGAAUCCAGCUUUUUCCCUUUUUAUUUAGCCUAGUUUUCUAUUUUUCUGCGAACAUACGUAAAUUCUUGCAUUAUGUCUACAUAAAAUAAUCUGUUUUGGCCAUCAAGGUAAUUGUUAUGGACACACACACAGACACACGCAACCCCUUUUGAUGUCUGUGAUUGUGUUUAUUAGUGCCUUCAUUCCGUGAUUGAAGGGGAGCUUUGGCUUCUAGCAGGCUGUAUAUCAGGCUGUCAGUCAGCAUUUUAUUGCUUUGUUGCCCAUUUCAAUCAAACACCCGGCCGCACACUGUAAAGGCCCAGAGCACUAUGCCAUACCCGGCUCCCGUCCUCCUCUUGUACUGACGGAUGGGGGGCCUUGGCAGAAACUAUUUAUCAAACAUAUAAAGAGUUGUCACUCGUUUUACCCCCCAGAAGGAUCAUUUUAAUUUUCUGCCUUUCAAAUCAUCUCUGCUGCUCAAUGGUGAACGUGUGUGUGUGCCCCAAAUGGCACCCUAUUUCCUAUAUAGUACACAACUUUUGACCAGAGCCCAAUGGGCCAUGGUUAAAAGUAGUACACUAUAUAGGGAAUAGGGUGCCAUUUGGGACGUACACAUAGAUAUUGGAGGCCGACACCAACAUUAGUUUAUUUAUGUGAGAUUCCAUCCACUUCCCAAUCCCUGUCUGUGUUCUGUCAAUCAGCUUUAAAACCAUAUUUCUCAGUUUAUUUUCUCUUUCAUGAGUUACAGUUCUUUGUCUCCUGAGUGGCGCAGUGGUCUAAGGCGCCGCAUCGCAGUGCUAACUGUGCCACUAGAGAUCCUGGUUCGAAUCCAGGCUCUGUCGCAGCCGGCCGCGACCGGGAGACUCAUGGGAGGCGCAUAAUUGGCCCAGCGUCGUCCAGGGUAGGGGAGGGAAUGGCCGGCAGGGAUGUAGCUCAGUUGAUAGAGCAUGGCGUUUGCAACGCCAGGGUUGUGGGUUCGAUUCCCACGGGGGGCCAGUAUAAAAAAUAUAUAUAUAUGUAUUCACUAACUGUAAGUCGCUCUGGAUAAGAGCGUCUGCUAAAUGACUAAAAUGUAAAUGUAAAUGUAAUUCAGAAAUUAGUUUUGCAUCAUCUCUUGUUUUGUUGCUUUUUUUCUUAAAAAUAUAAUGUCUUUAUUCCACAUUUUAAUAGGCUAUUUUUUUUUGUUGUUGGUUAUAUUUUAAUAGUUGUUUGGGGUCAAAAAGAGGUGAUUAACAUAAAUACAAUACAUUACGUCAACCUUUACCUCUCAACAUGUGAAUAGAAGGAGAUUGCCUGCCCUUAACAGGCUUCCUUAUAGGUGACAAUACCGUAUCUCUUUAGACAGAGGCCCAUUAUAAGCCAGGGGCUUUUAUUUUGUUUUAAACUGAAUUACUGCAUUAGUGUUACCUGGUGUUAAAGAAACACACACACAAUCUAGCAGGAACGAUCUAAAGGAGCGCGCACACACUUGAACAAAGAGCACCUUCACACCCGGGUGCCAUGGGCCGUUAGUUAGGCUGGCCGGAGUGUCGGGAUGAGGACUCAGUGGCUGCGUUCCAAAUGGCACCCUAUUCCCUACAUAGUGGGCUACUUUUGACCAGGGCCCAUAGGGCACUAUAGAGAAUAGGUUGCCAUCGGGAUGCAGCCAGUGGCUCACCCACCCCCUCCCUCCUUCCUUCUCCAGUGUUUUCAUGUAAUUUGGGGAGAGUGUGGAAGCAUGCUGGCGCUCCGAGGUCAUUGUGAGGGCUAUGCCCCCCCCCCCCCUUCUCCUCUAUUGUCCCCCUGUUGCCAUUAAGUUAAAUGGGGCUCCUACAGGAAGCCAGAGGGCCUGUUUAUGACCCAGGGCCGAGCUCCUCCUUGCCAGCAACUAGUUUACUAAUGGAAGGUGCCUCGUCUAAAUAAAGCUUAAUGGGACGUUUAAUCUUUUUUCGUCGCGGAGAAUGAAGUGGGAGAGAAAGGGCCAAGAAAGAAAAUUCCUGGGGGAUGCUGCUGUUCAACAGCUUUUAUUAGUAUUUUUCCCUCUUUAUUUGUGUCCUCUGGUUAAUUGGCCAAUGUUAACGAUCUCCGCCUUGGAGGGCAUCGAGGCAGAGAGCGAUGUAUACGUUUACUGACAGACAAGUACAUUGUCAACCCUUUUGGCAUAUGUAUCUUUUUAGCUCUGUUUUUAGGCCUAUGUCUUUUUAUUUUGUCCCCUCCAGGCUUCUGUACAGUUUAGCGUUCAACGCACGUUUCCUGAGACAUCUCUGGCACCUGAUACAGUCCAUGACUACCAAAAUGAUCACAGGGUGAGUUGAUUGAAUGUCGUUCAGGGGCUGUAUGUAUCAAGUGUCUCGGUUUAGGAGUGCUGAUCUAGGAUCAGGUCCUCCCUGUCCAUGUAAUCUUAUUCAUUGUGAUCUAAAAGGCCAAACUGAUCCUAAAUCAGAACUCCUGCUUUGAGACACUUGAUAUAUGCAUCCCUGAACACAGUGAUGGACCUUGAUGGGCUCUCGGCGUAUGUAAGUCAAUUCAAUGUGCCCCAUUGGCAUAAAUUCACAGGUAAAUAUAGUGAGUCUCUCUUCUUCUCUCCUCCCAGGUCCAUGGUUCCGCUGCUGCAGGUCAUCUCCCGGGGGUCUCCCAUGUCUCUGGAAGACUCCAAUCGCAUCAUCCCCCUCUUCUAUCUCUUCAGUUCCCUCUUCAGUCACUCGCUCAUCUCCGUGCACGACAGCGAGUUCUUUGGCUACCCCAUGGAAGGUCAUGGUAGGCCACUCCCUCCUUCCACAUUGUAGCUCCAAGCUUGCAUCCCAAAUGGCAUCAUAUUCCCUAUGUACUACUUUUGACCAAUGCCCACAGAGUGCCAUUUGGGACACAGCCCUAGUCUCAAAAUCACCUGCCUCUUGUUUUGAAUCAGUGUGAAGCUGACAUUGCAUUUUACUUUGAAUUUAAAGGCUUCUACACAUGUACACUGAGUGUACAAAUCAUUUAAGGACACCUUCCUAAUAUUGAGUUGCACCCCCUUUUGCCCUCAGAACAGCCUCAAUUCGUUGGGGCAUGGACUCUACAAGGUGUCCAAAGUGUUCCACAGGGAUGCUGGCCCAUGUUGACUCCAAUGCUUCCCACAGUUGUCAAGUUGGCUGGAUGUCCAUUGGUUGGUGGACCAUUCUUGAUACACACGGGAAAUUGUUGAGCGUGAAAAACCCAGCAGCAUUGCAGUUCUUGACACAAACCGGCGCACCUGGCACCUACUACCAUACCUCGUUCAAAGGCACUUAAAUAUUGUCUUGCCCAUUCACCCUCUGAAUGGCACUCAUACACAAUCCAUGUCUCAAUUGUCUCAAAGCUUAAAAAUCCUUCUUUAACUGAAGCGGAUCAAUAAGGGAUCAUAGGUUCAACCUGGAUUCACCUGGUCAGUUUAUGUCAUGGAAAGUUAGUGUAUUUGUAUCCAGAUGGAUAGUCUCACUAAUUUUCCACUACACCACAUUGUUCCUGCACAACAUCCUUCCCUGUGGGUAAUAUUCAGUGGGCAACAUCAGUAAGAGAUGUAGGGUCUCAUUUUCCCCUGGCAAAGACAGCUGUGCUGUGAACUAACACACAGGGAACAUUCUAAAUAACGGGAGCUACGAUACUUUACCUCACGAUUGCAUUGUGUGUGGUGUGUAAAUCACGCUUUUUACCAAAUCUCCGGUUGAACUAAAGUUUUUUCUCAUGGAAAUUGGAACAAAAGUUGUGCUGCAUAAUUAUAAUAUAACUUAGUGCUUUAGCUCACAGUGCAGUUGUCUUUGAGAGAGGAAAACGUUGCCUGCAUUGUGUUCAAUGGCUGAGUGGUUGUGAACAACCAUCCAUUUCUCCGUCCACCCAUUUUCAGGCCACAGCAAUACGUCCAUGAUGCCGUUCACAUUGUCCGAGCUGGUGACCUUGUCUCGGUUACUAAGGGACGCGUGUCUGGGCAUUAUCAAGCUGGCCUACCCAGAAACCAAGACGGAGCACCGCGAGGAGUACAUGGCCGCCUUCCGCAGCGUGGGCGUCAAGACCAACACAGAGGUGCAGCAGCGCAUCCAGGCCGAGCAGAAACGUUGGGUCCAGCUAUUCAAGGUGAAUGCCCACCCAUCGCCCCAGCAUGGUCAGGGUCGUAUUCAUUAGUCACACUGUAGCAAAAUGUUUUGCAACGGGAAACGCAAAUAAGCUAUUCUUAUUGGACAAGUUCAGGUAGUCCCUCCGCUUUUUGACCCAUUUGGUUCCGUUUUGCUCCUAGUGAAUGCGACCCAGGCAAUGGCUCCACAUCUAAUUGAGGGAUUUGAUAGGGUCCUAUGUUUGCAAAAUAGUUCCGAAAACUUGUUUCAUCAUCCAACAUUUAGAUGCCUCCCAACUGGCUUGAGUCCUCACUCUCACAGAGGCACCUGUAACGGAUUUGGAAAUGGUUACAUGCUAGUGUAUUCAGUGUCCUCUUGAAAGCCCUCUUUAAAAGUACAAUGCAGCCGUUUUUAUCUCACUAUCCAAUAAUUUCUGGGUAACAAUUAAGUACCUUACUGUGAUUGUAAAAUGGUCAAAAUGGUCAAAAUGAAGCAAGAGUUAGGACUGUCUGGGAGUGGGUCUUAGCGGGGAUGGGAAAAACUGAAAACUAGCUGUUAUUGGCAAAGGGGUUUGUAACUUCUUAUUGGUCUAUUAACUAAUUUACCGCAUAGUGAUGUCACCAUGGAAAGCCAAAACUCCAUCCCACCAAAACAGCCUGAAGUUUCAGGGGGUCUUUUCAAACAGCUCUUACACUAAAAGGGCAUUAUCAUCAUUUUCACAAUUUCAAAGUAUUAUUCCAACCUCAUAGUGUUGAAAUAUAUAUAACACACAGGAAAACCACGUUUUUGACUAUACUGUGCCUUUUUAAAUAGUCUUAUUUUGACUUCGGUUUCUCUCAUAGCAUUUACAAAAAUGUGUCAAUCAGCAAAAUGUUGUUAGUGAGGAGAAACAGAGCAUGCAUGGAUAGAUUCACACCAGGCAGCGCAUAGGGGGUUGAAUGAGGACAUUAAUUGGCUGUUUACUUAAAGGAAAUGAGCCAGAUAACAACAUUAGGUUAAUUCUCCACUCGUCAGGCCUCUCUCGCUCUCGUCUUUACCUCCCUCUUCUUCCCUCUAGCCUCCUCCUCUCCCUCUGUUCUCCCUUUCUCUCUCUUUCCCUGAAACGGUAAUUAAGCAACUUUGUUCUUGGCUUUGAAUUUGAGAGAGGGACUCGAAGGUGAGCGACGCUUUCUUUCAGCCGAGGUGUUGUGCGUGUACGAAUGCGGCAGGAAUUUCAGAACAGACCGAGGAGCGCAAACACCGUCAGCUAAAACGACCCAUUAAAGAAGUGGGAGAGCAGGGGAAAGGCAUUUUCCAAAUUGAACGGGGCUGGAUUUAUAGUGGCUUUAACGCGGCUGACCCCCUAACACGCUAAUGUUUGGUUCGAGUCAUCAGCCGUCCCUCGCCCAUCUUUUAUCAGCCCCAUUGUUGAGCUAUCUAUAUAAUUGAAAGAAGUUAAUUUAAUGAAAAUGAUCAACUAAGCUUGUAUUAAUAUUGCUAAUGGACUUUCUCUUCUUGGCCAUGUUUGGAGAGGGAUGUCAUGGUGGAGUUUGGGAGAGGCCCAUUAAGGCGUGCACUUAACCCGAUGGGCUAAUUAAGGAAUGCUUAUUCAUUCCUCCUGAGUAGGGGGUAAGUCUCUCUCCGAGCCCAUCGUCCGCACCACCAACAGCGUUUUGCACUCCCCAUUAUUAGUGUGAAUACCGACUCCAGUUGCCGCUGAUGACUGCCCGAGAUUGAUCGCGUCCCGUAUGAAAACGUUGUGUGUUAAAAAUAAAAUGUCCAUUCAAACGAUGUUGCCUGCUUACGUGUCUGAAUACUCCUCCUAGCUAGUGCCGGUAAUGACUGUGGAGUGAGAUUAUGGAAAUGAUCAAUACAGACGUGACAAGUUCAGUCUUUACAGUGAAGUAAUUAUCAACUUCUAUCAAACAUUCAUAUCUGAACACUGCACACAGUAAGACAUGGUAGAGGAGGUAACAAAUCCAUGUUUUUCGCAGGACAGUACAGGAUUUUAUUUUUAGGACAGGACAGUACAAGAUGGACUUUUAUUGUUAUUGACCGUACUGGACAGGAAUAAAACUUAGGAUUUAAUAUUCACUUGUCACCCUCUACUGCACAGGAAGAUAUGGGAUAUCCCAACAAUUCUCACCCUGACCCUAACUCACAGUACAACACAGAAUUACACCAGUCAAUAUUUUGCUCUCCGUCUCGUGGCUGAUGUCAGCAGACUGGACAGACUAGCCCAUAAUGAACCCUGGCGCUGGACAUGGAGGGACGACCCCAUCCAUUCCUCUUUUAUACCAUCGUUAUGGCACGCUAAUGGCUCAACUCGCACAUCGUUUUUUUUAAGAGGAAGCAGCUUAUUGUCGAGCCUCCACACGAAUAGAUUUGUUUGUUUGCAAAUAAUCUAUGUUAAACUGACUUAUGACAUUAAAAUUACAUGUAUGUGACGUUUGGUUUCACUUCUGUAUUUUGUUGCACUUUCCCUUAUGCAUUACAUAACCAAAACAUUUAAAUUAGUUUUUUAUAUUAAGUACAGAGACUGAGAGAGAAGAGAGGGAGUGGUUUGUUCUCUGAGAGUAUGUGACUUUUUUAUUUGUAUUGUUUAUUGCUCAUAAUUUUUUGCAGGUCAUCACUAACUUGGUAAAGAUGGUGAAGGCUCGUGACAUCAGACGACCAUUCUGUCCAGCAGGCCAUUGGCUCUCUGAAGAGGUCAACAUCAGAGCAGAUAAGGUAACUGUGGGUAACCGUGCUCUCGGCCAUUAGAUCAGACUCAUUGCCCUUAAUGAGUUUAUCAGGAUUAUCACUAAUAUGUUUUACUCUAACACUUCACUAACACUUCAUUUGAACGAUCCACCUUUAUGACUGCAUACAAGUGCCCAUGAACACCGCUUAGUUUAUAUACGUUAUAACAACUUAAUGACAUCUAUGGGAUGCGUGCAAUGUUGUCAUGAACUGUGCUACUGACAUGUAUAUUCAGGAGUAUUAAGAUGGAUAGAAUACGAUAACUUUAUUGUCCAAUUACAUGGACAUAAAUUGUGUGAGGUCAGCAUACAAAAUACACUAAAACAUUACAUUUAUAAUACAUGCAAUACAAAAGAUACUGGGAAGUGAGCAUACACAUUCACAUAGUCCCUGUGGCAUACUGUCAGGCCAUGUAUUGGGUCUACGUUAUGUCCUAUGUAGGAUGUUGUUAGUAUAGUCAUGCUGACUGGAGCUGCUCUUCCCCCUCCAGGUGACCCAGUUAUACGUCCCUUCAGCCAGAAACGUGUGGAGGACGCGGAGGAUGGGACGCAUCGGGCCCCUGCAGUCCACACUGGAUGGUACGAUACAAUAUAGUAGCCCCAAAAACAAGUUCCUGUUAUGCAUUAACAAAGACGGUGGGAAACCCUGUGCAUACCCAGCUAGUGUUAGCAGUGUGGCGGAAGUGUGUCAUGUUUUCCUAUGGGAAACGCAAACAGUUCCCUGUCUUAGUAAUACGUGCCUUUGGCAUUAACCAACCACUGGUGGUCGUCACAGAUUUUAGAAGUGCAGUGGAACACCCUAAUUGGGGUGCAGGGAACACUGUGUGACCUCUGGUAAAUUAAGCUCUUAGGUCAGCCCAGCUGUAAUCUUAGGUUUGUUAUUUUCCUUCGAGUCACUCCCAAUGCCCAAGUGAAGAGCCAGGGAGGGCAAUGGGCCGAGAGACAGCCAGGCUCUUAUGCCCUUUCAUUUAGAGCAGCAUCGUGGGCCUCCGGCAGCGAGCAGAUAGAGCUGAUGUGAAAACAAACAGAUAAUAAUGUGUGUAUGAUCUGCUUAAUGCCACUCCAUCUAGCCCCGAUACAGGAUCAAUUCAAUUAGCAUGAGAGUCCUGGUGAGCUCAGCCACAUCUGACUGUAUGUUUGUAAGCCCUUUCUUCAUUUCCUUAAAUGGACAGGCCCUCGGGUGAUGAAUGGCCAACGUAUUGACCACCCCCGGGCCAUAUUUCUCCUCAAAGAUGGAAACCUGAUGGGCGAAAUGCAGAUGGGAUUGACUAAUUGAGCAGAAGAAUUGAGCUCUAAGGGAGACAAUGUAGGGAGAAUGGCGGUUUAACUUUGCUGUUGUGGCAGUUUCUGGUUCUAAACGGUUCCGAACGGCGAGUUUAAUACAAAAACAAACGUCCGCUUAAUGGAAACGGCCGGACAUGUUGGACGGGCAGCUCAGUAAUUAAAAGUGUGUGUUAGAGAGGGAGGGGUUGAGGCAGGAUUGAGCACUCUGUAAUGGGCUGCCUGUAAACAGUCAACUGGGUGGAGAGAGGGCCUAGCGGGUUAGUAGUCAGGGAGGGAGUAGGGCUAGCAGGCGUGCAGGAUCGGGGGUAACUGUGGAGAAAUUGAAUGAUUGUGUUAUCGGGGUUUGGCUCGCUCCAUGAAGACGUGUCUGGGUUUUCUGUUCAGUGUCUGUCAUUAGGGAGAUGCCGCUCAGGAGUGUGGGGUUUAGAUUCUGGUAGUGGGAUAUAGAAACCUCUGUGCAGCCUGGUUGAACAUUUACCAGAGUGCUGUCUCAGCAUCUAUCCACACUGUGUGGUCAUGGGAACCCUACAUGGAGCUGCAUUGGGCUUUUAUGAAUGGAUGGAUGGAUGGAUGAAUGAAUUAGAGCUGGAUGGAUGGAUAGAUACCUAGAUGGAAGAUCAGAUUGAUGAAUUGGUAGGAUAGUGUGGAUAGAUGGGUCAAUUGAAGAAGUGACGAUGGAUGGAUACAGUGAGGGGGAAAAAGCAUUUCAUCCCCUGCUGAUUUUCUACGUUUGCCCACUGACAAAGACAUGAUCAGUCUAUAAUUUUAAUGGUAGGUUUAUUUGAACAGUGAGAGACAGAAUAACAACCAAAAACAUCCAGAAAAACAUGUCAAAUGUUAUAAAUUGAUUUGCAUUUUAAUGAGGGAAAUAAGUAUUUGACCCCUCUGCAAAACAAGACUUAGUACUUGGUGGCAAAACCCUUGUUGGCAAUCACAGAGGUCAGACGUUUCUUGUAGUUGGCCACCAGGUUUGCACACAUCUCAGGAGGGAUUUUGUCCCACUCCUCUUUGCAGAUCUUCUCCAAGUCAUUAAGGUUUCGAGCCUGACGUUUGGCAACUCGAACCUUCAGCUCCCUCCACAGAUUUUCUAUGGGAUUAAUGUCUGGAGUCUGGCUAGACCACUCCAGGACCUUAAUGUGCUUAUUCUUGAGCCACUCCUUUGUUGCCUUGGCCGUGUGUUUUGGGUCAUUGUCAUGCUGGAAUGCCCAUCCACGACCCAUUUUCAAUGCCCUGGCUGAGGGAAGGAGGUUCUCACCCAAGAUUUGACGGUACAUGGCCCUGUCCAUCGUCCCUUUGAUGUGGUAAAGUUGUCCUGUCCCCUUAGCAGAAAAACACCCCCAAAGCAUAAUGUUUCCACCUCCAUGUUUGACGGUGGGGAUGGUGUUCUUGGGGUCAUAGGCAGCAUUCCUCCUCCUCCAAACACGGCGAGUUGAGUUGAUGGCAAAGAGCUCGAUUUUGGUCUCAUCUGACCACAACACUUUCACCCAGUUCUCCUCUGAAUCAUUCAGAUGUUCAUUGGCAAACUUCAGACGGGCCUGUAUAUGUGCUUUCUUGAGCAGGGGGACCUAGCGGGCGCUGCAGGAUUUCAGUCCUUCACGGCGUAGUGUGUUACCAAUUGUUUUCUUGGUGACUAUGGUCCCAGCUGCCUUGAGAUCAUUGACAAGAUCCUCCCGUGUAGUUCUGGGCUGAUUCCUCACCGUUCUCAUGAUCAUUGCAACUCCACGAGUUGAGAUCUUGCAUGGAGCCCCAGGCCGAGGGAGAUUGACAGGUCUUUUGUGUUUCUUCCAUUUGCGAAUAAUCGCACCAACUGUUGUCACCUUCUCACCAAGCUGCUUGGCGAUGGUCUUGUAGCCCAUUCCAGCCUUGUGUAGGUCGACAAUCUUGUCCCUGACAUCCUUUGAGAGCUCUUUGGUCUUGGCCAUGGUGGAGAGUUUGGAAUCUGAUUGAUUGAUUGCUUCUGUGGACAGGUGUCUUUUAUACAGGUAACAAGCUGAGAUUAGGAGCACUCCCUUAAGAGUGUGCUCCUAAUCUCAGCUCGUUACCUGUAUAAAAGACACCUGGGAGCCAGAAAUCUUCCUGAUUGAGAGGGGGUCAAAUACCUAUUUCCCUCCAUUAAAAUGCAAAUCAAUUUAUAACAUUUUUGGCAUGCGUUUUUCUGGAUUUUUUUGUUGUUAUUCUGUCUCUCACUGUUCAAACAAACCUACCAUUAACAUUAUAGACUGAUAAUUUCUUUGUCAGUGGGCAAACGUACAAAAUCAGCAGGGGAUCAAAUACUUUUUUCCCUCACUGUAAGUGAAUAAAUAACUAGCUGGAUGGGUAGAAGACAGACAGAUUGACUGUUACAGAGCAGUUUAAGUGAACGUUGUUGUACUGUAUUAUAUGUAGAGUCAUGCAUGGGUCAGCUUUUUGGAGCCGGCCACAUCAAUUCCGAGCCCCACCCAAUAUCCGACAUCAGGACAGAUCUUUCUCCGCAACACGACCCACCUGCAUAGAAUUGUUCCCGAGAGCCGAUUCGUGACCUGCCAAAUAACAUCAAUUUCUUUAGUUGCUUUUAUGACUCCAGAGUAGUAAACUAUUAGGCUAUUCCCCGCAUGAAUUAAUUUGUCUGCAUGUCUAUUCAGCAUUUGGAUAAAAGGAAACCAUGCCAUGAAUUAAGAACGAUAGGCCUGUCUUCACAAUGCGAUGCGGCACAUUGACAAAUCAAAUCGCUUAGAAAAAGGGCCUUCUAAUUAGCCUUCUCACCUAAUGAAAGCCUGUAGCCGACAUAACCAAUACCUUUACAUUCAAUAUUGUUUAGAUAAUCAUAUAGUUUAAUUGAAACUUAAAUCAACAAUUCCCAGAAUCGAAUAGGCUAUAGGCUGCAAAAAUAGCCUAUUGGCUACUCAAACUUUUACCAGCCACACCGGUUCAAACUUUAUAUGGCCUGCGUAUGGUCUAAAUGAACGAAAGCCUGAAUUAAUAUAAUAUUGAACUGAUAAUUAACUGAAUUAUCGUAAAGAAAUACCUGCUGCUUGCACUUUUGCAGGCUGUGUAUCCAUCUACUGGGUUGUUGUCCUCCCUGUCCACAAUGACUCCAAAAUCCUUCCAAAUGGGGAUGUCACUCACGCAGCACCUGUUUCCACGACGGUGUAUUUCACCAUCAUAACCUUUCUUUCUAUUUCUCCUGCUACGUUAGCCAUUUUUGCGUGAGCUAGGAGUCAGGGAAAAUAAACUUGCCAACAUAUUGUCGUCUGGCAGAAGGGAACAUAAGCACUGCACGUGGACAAAUUAGGAAUGUUUCAGCACCACACAAAUAAUGGACAGUUCCCUGUUCCACUCUCACAUGCUGGUAGCCUAUGCUAUGUCUGCCUCACCGCUCACAUAAUGGAAUUUGCAACACAAUUCAACACAACAAGCUCCUGGCUUUGUAAACGUUUUAAAAUCUUAAUUUAAAACGUUUACGACCCGCAAUAUAAUUGUUCUGAACCGCGAGCCGCCCCGUGGGUAGAAAGAAUGUUUUCAUUCCACCAGCCAGCUGAUUUCUCUUUUUUACGGGUCAACCGCGGGGAACCGCGGGUAUCCGACUAGAUGCAGGACUCUACUGUAUUGUUGUUGAAGAAGGGGACAAAUAAAGGAUAUUCUAUUUUACUCCAUUCUAUUCUAGUGGGGAUGGAGCCUCCACAGCUGUCUGUGUCUGAGGAGAGACACUUGGCCAUCCUGACUGAGCUGCCCUUCGUCGUGCCCUUUGAGGAGCGAGUCAAGGUACUCCACAUCUCAGCCCUGCAUAUUGCUCCAUUUACUUGUUAUAAAACCCAAACCCUUGGGGAAUAGUUGGUACAACUAUGACUUUUCACCUCAGUUAUCAUUAUGUUACUAUAUUAGUUAUUCUAGAAGUCACAGACUUCUCUCAGAAACCAAUUGAAGAGAAAACAAGCAUUUGUUUAAAUAGUUUUCUCGUCUUUAUUUACUCUCUCCGUUAGAAAUUGUCCAUGUAGUCAAUAUAGAUGUCCUAUAAAACAGGGCUGGCUGUAGGUAGUCUGUCAUUUAAAACUGCUUGUCCCUGGUGAAGAUCUUCCAGAGACUGAUCUAUGCGGACAAGCGGGACGUCCAGGGAGACGGGCCGUUUCUGGACGGGAUCAACGUCACCAUCAGACGGAACUACAUCUACGAGGACGCCUACGACAAGCUCUCCCCAGAAAACGGUACGUGGUAAGGCUGAGGAGGGAUACGGUUUGGUGAGGAGGGAUAUGUCUCGGGCUGCGUCCCAAUAAUCUCUCCUUUCUCCCAAAGUGUGCACUUGUUCACUUCCCUUCAUGGAUUUGGAUGGAAAUUACUGGUAUAAUAAAGUAGUGAACAAGUGCACAUUUCGGGAGAAAGGAGAGAUGAUUGGGACGCAGUCUCAGUAUUUUUCUAAUAUUUGCAGUCCAUAAAAUCCAGAUAUUAUAGCUGAGGUUACAGAUCCCAUUAGAAAUGAAGGUUAGCUUUCACAUAGGUCUUGGGACUGUUGGAUUUCACUAAAGCAUAAUUGUGAUCGUGAUUAUUCGAAUGGAUCACAUAAAAGCGUGAAAUCAAUUAUUUUAAGUCACCUCUUUUUGUGUUUGAAUUUAAAAGAGCACUUUUGUUGGGCCGAAUGAUUAAAACGAGUAGUAGGAGGCCUUGCCGUCGAGGGGCUGAAAACUAUAUAAUUUAUGUGUCUUUCUAUGUCUGAAAACUAUAUAAUUUAUGUGUCUUUCUAUGUCUGAAAACGAUAUAAUUUAUGUGUCUUUCUAUGUUAUAGCUGCUCUGAUUUAUCACCGCACAUGAAUUAUGCUGAAACGUGACCUCCUUUUAUAUGCUUUGAUUUGAAUAUUCCUCAGGUCAGAGAAAUCAUGCCUUGAGAUGUGGAAAUGGGGAGAAAUAAAAACGCUAAAAUAUAUAUUUUCCUUUUUAUCCCUACACAUACUGUAGAUUAUAUGUAUAUUUCCAUGUAGACGAUGCUUCUACUUUUUUAUGAGUAGAAUACUCUGAUCUUACAAAAGAGGUGUCAGAAUAAGGGAAUUGAAUCGAACGUAUUUAUCAUUUUCUUCAUUUCUGGAAUUAAAAUAUAACAUGCCUUUUCUAUGUAUUAUAUUUCUAUAUUAUAUUUCAAUAUAUAACUUGGAUUUCCCCCCUUGUCCCAUGUAUGCAGAGGCGGACCUGAAGAAACGUAUCCGGGUGCACCUGCUCAACGCCCACGGCCUGGACGAGGCGGGCAUCGACGGCGGUGGCAUCUUCCGCGAGUUCCUCAACGAGCUGCUCAAGUCGGGCUUCAACCCCAACCAAGGGUUCUUCAAGACCACCAACGAGGGCCUGCUCUACCCCAGCCCCACCGCCCAGAUGCUGGUGGGGGACUCCUUCGCCAGACACUACUACUUCCUGGGACGGAUACUGGGGAAGGUAAAGUCAUCAAUAUACAAUUGUUAUUGUGCAUUUUAUAUGUUUUAUUGGAUAGAGGAGAGACAGUGGAAAGAUGGUGUGGGCCGGAUUGGAACCCACUAGACCACCCAGGCUGCACUGGGAAAGGUAAAGCUGUCUAUUUCCAGGUCUCUGUAAAAGUCAGUGUUCUUGUGUAGUCAAUACAGUGUAAAGUGGAGGCACUAGCUAGGUUCCAUGAACUUGUCCAGUGAUUUCUUUGUUGACAUUUAGAAAGUUUGAAUAGAAGGUAGACUGGCAAUAGAAGUUACGUUUUAGAUUUGUAUCAUUUUCAUUUAGAUCAUUUUGAUUAACCACAUGAUAUUGAUUUUGAGAUAUGAAGACCUUAUUAUAAAUGAAAUGAAACUGUUCCACGAAAAUGUGCAUAUGAAAAUCAUAACUGGCACGCAGAUCAGUAGAAAUCUUACGAUAAAUUGGCACUCCAAAUAAAUGGAAAAGGUUGCCGACCGCUGGUGUAGCCUAUUACCGGCAACUUCAAGAGCUUAAAGGCAGAAUCUGCGAAGGCCAGCAGCAGCGGGAGGGGGGUCGGGAACAGGUUUUUUUCACCUGGUUUUUAUUUUUAACCGCAGUGCUUAAAGCAUCAGACAAGCUCAGUAGCCUACAAAUAGUUGAUUUUAUUCAAACAUAGGGUGUGUCUAUAUAUGGAAAAAUACACGUUUUAACAUUUUGACCAAUCGAUUGGUCGAAAGAAUAGACGACUCUCGGUCGACAAAGAUUUGUUUUAGUCGGGGACAGCGCUAAUGGAUAGAAUGCAAGAAUUGACUAAUAUUUGCCAUUUUGGCCAUUCUAAUAAUUCUCAUGUGCCUACUUAUUGCCACGGUCUGUGACUUUACAUUACAUUUACGUCAUUUAGCAGACGCUCUUAUCCAGAGCGACUUACAGUUAGUGAAUACAUAUUUUUUUAUACUGGCCCCCCGUGGGAAUCGAACCCACAACCCUGGCGUUGCAAACGCCAUGCUCUAUCAACUAAGCUACAUCCCAUGGUGUAACUUGCACUCAUGUAGGCCUAGAGAUCUGAAACAAUUUGAUGGUGAAACUUCAAAUUGCAAUGUGAAGCAAUUCAGGCAUUCUUGAAAGUCAAGACAAUCCUUUUCUUGCAAAUAAACCAUUUUUAUUGUUGAAUAAAUGGAUAUUGCAAGCAGUAGGCAUUUAGAAUUAAAUGUGGAGUGGAGGUUAUAGUUAGGUGAUAACAUCACAGGCCUCACGUACCUUCAAAAUUAUCCAGCAAUAAUAAUCUAUUCGAAAAACACAGUUUCCAACAUUUGUCGCAAUAAAUCCACCCCAUCGAACGAGAAAAAUUUAUUUGAUCUUUGGAAAAUGUAUCCUGCAUCUGCCGUUUCCAUUACAAAUGUUUGCGACAUUGCUUUUGUUGAAUAAACCUGGGUUAAUGGAAACCUGCCUAAUGUCACAGCUGUGGUCACAGACAAUGGAAGAAUGGGAUGUUAUGCUAAAGUGCUUGCAGCAGGAAUUGACCCAUUUAGAAAUUAGCGAAGACUCACCCAAGGGUGUAGUUAUUAAAGCACGUAGGGUAUUUGUGUGUCUCUCUGUUGGCUCGAAAUUAUCACCAGGUGUCUUCAAGCAUUAACUGAAAUAACAAACACCUCUAAUGUAGUAAUUAGAUGGUAAACCAACCAAUGUGUGUAAGUAGAUGGUAGGUAAACCAACCAAUGUGUGAUGAAGUCUAAUCAGUUAAUGAGAUGUGAAAUGCAGUCAGCAUCACCACGCUCCAGUACCUCAGGGAGGGGGUUCUGGCCUGCCCUCUUGUGGUCCUUCUCUGAGGGUCACACUGUCUCCCAGACACCAGCAGAUCAUCUGGGAUUGAUCAGAGAUCACUACCAAUGAGGCAGCCUAGUCUCUGACAUUGAAUAACAGAGGUACAGUACAGGGACAAGGCUGAUUCAUUAUAAAAUCUAAUGGUUGUUAGUAUUUGAACUUGACUUCAUAUCGAACAAAGGUGUUUGUUGUAUAAAAUGUUGUCCAAGAAAGUGACCAGUUUGAAUGGAAUAAGCCAUAAAACCUUAACCCGAUUCUUGUACAAGGUAGAGUUUGGUUUAUUAACCCUACAUGUGAUCUGGUGGUGGCUUUGUUUUCCCUUCUCCCCUCCCUGAUCGCACAGUUUAUUAGAGCCUAAUGUUUUGAAAUGUUCUUUAAUACAUGUGCCGACUGAUUGUUUAUCGAGAUGCUGUGAGAGUGUGUGUGUGUGUGUGUGUGUGUGUGAUUGUGUGCGUGUCGGGGAGGGGUCAUCUCAUUCUCAACGGGAGAAGAAUGACCUCAUGACAACCGGCCUCCUCUCAAUAAGGCCUUCCAUUAGCCGAUGAUUCCUGCCUCGUUGUUUGUGGAGCGAUUGCAUUUGGCCGGGCGCUAAAUCAGCGCUAGCCCCCGCCGACAGGGACAUAAAUAAGCAGUCAAAGCAUGUGGUAAUAGCAUUUUGAUCUGUUUUACAGUCCGGAGCAGCUAAAGUCCUCUCUCUCGCUUUCAAGAUGUUCCAGUCCACUCAUCAGAGCACCAUAACGCCUCCUGGGCUUUGCCCCAAAUGGCACCCUAUUCCCUUUAAUAGUGCACUAAUUUUGACCAGUCGUAUGGGCCCUUGUCAAAAGUAGUGCACUACAUAGGGAAUAGGGUGCCACUUGGGACAUAACCCUGGUCUCUCUCCGUAGUCAUCCCACUAUGAAAUGGCCAGUCAGCUGCUAGCAGCGCGCUCGGCUCCCCCCUCACUACAGCUAAUGGCUCAGGAAAUAAAGGUGGGGGAAAUUAAUUAGAAUUUGACUUUCAAUUAACCCUACCUAAAGUUCCCUCUUUCUCCAUAAAUACGGGCUUGUGAGUGCUCGUUUGAGUGGUGUAUUGAUAUUUGUUUAGUGCUGGCGUUGAACCGGGAGGAAAGAGGGAACUGUUAUAGAUUAGGAUUGCAUCACUGCUGCGCUGAGAUGCGUGGUACACGGUACACACGCUAAGGCCUAUGGGACACAGGAGAUUAAUAUAGUUAAUUAAUGGCCUCCCGGCCUGCCAUUGUUGUGGAGGUGAUGGAUUAUCGUCAGGAGUGGGCCUGUUUGGGGUACUCACUGAAAUGGGAUUGGACAUCACAAUAUGGGCUGUCGGUCAUCCCUCUUCCUCACUUGUCCUCCCAGCUGACAUGUAUAAGGGUUGACUCCACAACCAGAAACCACGUAACACUGAGCAUAAAAGCAUAUUGAAUUCUCAUAGCCUUCAGUAUUGUAUCUCUCUAGCAUCUGGAGUCCAAGCCAAGGUUGCUGGUCUCUCACCGUUCUCUCUGGCGUCUAAAAGCAACCUUGCAAUGUCCACCAAAAAAAAGGCGAAUCACCUCAAGUUAACGUCAAACCAAAUAAUUGAGUUGAUUUUAGUUGAUUUGGCCAUGAAAGAAAAAAAAUGCACAGUUGCUAAAGCUUGGCUAGCGUUAGUUUGUAGUGGCUGUUAAAAAAACGAAUGAAUUACAGUUACUCAUGGCACAUAGACUGAUUUCAGGGUGAGGAACCAUCCAAGUUCUUACAAGUUGUAAAAUACUGAAUUUACCCUUUAAGCUGCUGUGCCGGCAGGGUGCUGUUUUCGUAGCCUCCCUCUCUUUUGUUGGGCUAUUAAAGAGAGCGGUCUCCUGUUGCCAGUCUCACAGCCCCACAUCACUGUCACCGUCCAGUAACCUUCAGUAGGACGGGUGGAUCAGACCGGCCCCCUCCUCUCCACGCCUCACCCCUUACUCACCCCAUCCAUCCAUCCAUCUGGGACACCCACUCAUGAUAGUACACUGCACCCAAAAGCCCUGUAUUGUUAGGCCUGACCUGCCAUCCAAACUCUCUCAGGGUGGCUGAAGUUUUGUGUUUGGUUUCUCCCCGUCCUCCCCAGUGCCUUUCCUCAUUGAUCUACCCGGUCGGACUAAAAGUUCCCUUUCAGAGGUGCGCGGGUUGCACCCCUGAUUGAUAGUGAUGCGUUUGAAAGGCAUAUUUUGAUUGAUUCUUAAUGUUGUAAAUUAAGGGAUUUACUUGGCAGCUAACAGCAGGCAACCUGCAAUGUUGUUGGGCGUUUAUUCUCCCUGAUGGCGCCGCGAUCUGCUUUAAUUGCGUUGCCACUGCACUCACUUAUAUUAAAAGGGAAUGGGCCAUAAUUAAUCCCUUUUAUCCCGAGUCAUUUUGGCACCAUUUCUGGCAAUAAACACCCAUAAAUAAAGCGGCCGUAAAAAAUAAAUAAUAUGCCACAGGUUUUUUUUUACUCUUCCCCCAUGUAGGCCUACUUAUUGCCACCUCUAACUGGCACUGUGUUAUUGAUAGGUUUCAAGGGGGCACGCGGCGCAUAUGGUCGGGGAAGUCGUAGAGACUCCCUGGGAAAUGCUAAGUGGAUUAUUUUGCAUAGAAAAUAGACUGUGUUUUGAAGUUGUGCAAUUAACCUGUGUUUAGAAAAUAGCCAGUGAUUUAUGCCUGCCUGUGUGUUUUUGAGAUGCAUGCAUUAUGGAAAUGGCCUAGAUUUAUAAUCCAUUUAGCUGAUGUGGUCAGGAUUUUUAGUGCAAUCAUUUAUAAGGAGCUGUAUAUUUAACGCUUGGAACGGGCUCUUUUUAGGACUAUCCCAGUACAUUAGAUCCCGGUUUUAUGAGUCAACUGCUUGGCCAUGGUUCUUAAUGGCAGCCCAGUUCAAGGAUAGAAUUGACAUUUAUAAAGUUUGCGGCCGGUAGAUUUGAAGGCCUGUGUGUUUUAGACAGAUUGUGUUCUUGCUUUGCGCUCUUGCGCCGACGUGAACUGAUUUACUAUGUUAUCGCUUUCAUAUCCGAUGUUCCGGUCGCUCUUGGGUUAAUGCGUUGCGUAAAGGUUUUUAAUUGAAAACAGCGAAGAUGGCUCUCUCAUCGUUUUUCAUUGUUGUUAUUGAUUCUUCUGUUCACUGUUCUGUCACUGGUUGUUCUGUUAGUCUGAUUUGUAUGACAUUAUCAUGACCUCAUUUUUAUCAUAAGAAAUAAUAUAAUAUAUGCCAUUUAGCAGACGCUUUUAUCCAAAAACGACUUUGAGUCAUCCGCGCAUAUAUUUUCGUAUGGGUGGCCCCAGCUGGAAUCGAACCCAUGGUCCUGGUGUUGGAUGUACCAUUCUCUACCAACUGAGUCACAUCAUGUUAUCAUGACCUUUGACCUGAGUUAAUGUAUGACCUCGACCUUUGUUUCCUGUCUCCCUAUAGGCCCUGUAUGAGAACAUGCUGGUGGAGCUGCCAUUUGCCAGUUUCUUCCUAUCCAAGCUGCUGGGCACCAGUGCCGAUGUGGACAUCCACCACCUGGCCUCGCUGGACCCUGAGAUGUACCGCAACCUGCUCUUCCUCAAGAGCUACGAGGACGACGUGGAGGACCUGGGACUCAACUUCACCAUUGUCAACAACGACCUGGGAGAGGCACAGGUGUGUGAGUGGGUGGGUGGGUGGGUGGGUAUCUGUGUGUGUUUUGGGGGGGGGGGGGGGGAAUUAUUCACUGCUUUUACGUGUACACUACCACUCUGUCUCUCCCACUCUUUGUCAGUAUUAUUCUCUCUCUCCAUCGUCUCUCUCUUUGAUUGCCAGUGCCUCUAUCCCUCAUUCUGUGCCUGUCUCUCUGGCCUUGUCAUUCUGUCCCUCUCUCCAUUCCCUUUGUCCUUUUCUCUCCUCCUUGUUGGUCUCUAGCUGCCACCCUCCCCGCUCCCUCACUCUCUCUAUACGCUCUCUGUGUGAGGUGUUAAUAAUUCAUUUCCCUCACAUUGUCUGUAUUUGGAGCUGAGAGAGAUAAAGCACGUCGCCCGCUCUCGUCCUGACUGCUGCCGUGCCGCGGGGAAUAGAAGGCUCUAUGUUGACCAUUCCACCAAGCGGGCCUUCAAGCAAUUAUCUCGGAACACGCCUGAGAGGCGCGACUUUCGCCUCUUUAGCACGUCCACCAUGUCUGAGCCUGGCUGAUUUGACAGAGAGCGGGCCUAUUCACUGCCCUCUUGUCCCCCUCACCAGUCACCCUGGGCUGGGUUAAGCACUCUACCCACUCCGACUGUUUGCUCAGGGCCUUAGCAUUUCUUAUUAGCUCCUCUUUAAACAGGCUUGAACAGUGUCGCUACAAUGGAGCCCGCGUUUGCAAAUACGGCAUUGCAAAUACAAUACUGAAAACAAUUUGCGGGAGAUUAGGCACACACUCGGAGGCAGACUGGCCCAUAUAUGCCCUCGGGAGAUAGUCAAAGCAAGCAAGAUAAAGACAAUCAUUCUCAUGCAAUAAGGUGAAGAGUCAAUAUGACCUGGAAUCGCGUAACGUUACGGAUUCAGAAUGACCUGUUGAAAACAUUGUCGAUUCAAUCAUUUUCUGUAGUGCGUUUUGACUGAAAUGUUGUUAAAUUUAAAGGUACUAUAGAUACUUCCCAGAAAUAAACCCCUUCUUUAGAAGGUAUCGUACAAUAAGAGCAAGCUGCCUAUAGCUGACUAUUAACCCUUUUGUGGUUGGCUACUUAAUUUACUCAUUAACCGAUUUUGUAGGGCAAACAUUUUGCGGGGGGACAUGCCCCCUCACCCCCUUAGCUGGCUACUUUUUUCAAUAAGGUGAAUAAUUAAGAUUUUCAGGAACACAAUGAUUUGAAGAGUAUCAUAAAUUCCUAAAUGAUCUGGAUUAUUUCACUGUGAUUAUUUGGUAUGUGUCCUAACUCCUCCAAGACCAUUCAAUCAACAUACAAACUACUCCAGGAAGGAGAUGGAUCAGGAUUUGUGACCCAAAGCUCAACAAACCAUAGCUGAUGAAACAGGCUGGUGGAAGAAUCUUGUGCCAAACUUUUAAUGGACCAGCAGCUGUUCAUGGAUCAUACCAAAGUCAGGAACACAGAACUGGUCCUUAUCCCCUGUGCACUGUCCCAUCUAAGGCCUGCCAAACCCACCCCUGGGUCCCAUAGCCUGAUCAGUGAUUUCUCCCCUUGCUCCACUGGUACCCUCAAAACAAGCUCUCUGGGCCUAAAGAGCUUGUCUUAUGUACAGCAGUGUUGGUAGUAUGCCUCCAAUGAUACGGUAAUAUUAGAUGCUCCAAUACCAAAUUUCUACUUUGCAUUUUGCGUGCUACUUGAGUGACACUCUAUGUUUAAAAAAUGGAGAAAGUAAUACCCUCAGUAAAAUGUGUUGAGGGUGACAUGUGCCCUCUCUCUCUCCUGGUUGCCUUCUACGUGGCUAUGUGAUUAAUGUCUGACGGGUUCUUUCUACCAGGUGGUUGAGCUGAAGCCGGGAGGGAAGGACAUCCCUGUGUCCACGGCCAACAGGAUAGCAUACAUCCAUUUAGUGGCAGAUUACCGACUCAACAAACAGAUCAGGCCCCACUGCCUGGCCUUCAGACAGGGCCUGGCCAACGUGGUAAACCUGGAGUGGCUGCGCAUGUUUGACCAGCAAGAGAUCCAGGUAACAUGUCAUGGAUUUUCACUAGGUUUGCAAAAUUCCGGCAACUUUCCCAGGAUUUUGCAACUCUAUUCACAUUACUUACACAAACAUGCACACAUAAAGAUACAUUCCUAAUUAUUCUUCACCUAUCUUUGCUUUCCCACUACAGGUGUUGAUAUCUGGAGCUCAUGUGCCCAUUUGUCUUGACGACCUGAAGACCUUUACAAACUACUCCGGUAUGAUCGCAUUAUGGAUGGUUUAUAGAAGUUUAUUGUAAGAAACAAAACUACUUAGGCUCUGUCAUAAUGGUGAAAAUGAUAUCAAAGUGAUACUCAGUUACUAGUAGUAGGAGUAACUACUUUUGGCAUUUAAUGCGUUGUACAGUCAGGAGGAUUUCCAUAGAGCUAACUGUCAAGCUUUCCUGCCAACUUCAUGGGCCAGGUGGCCUAGUCAUGGCAUACGGUUGCGCUAAAGAUUAAUGUGUGGUUGAAUGGCAUGUGUGCUGGUCGAGAUGGUAUGACUGGCAUCAUGAGUCUAUAACAGCACAAACAAUGACUAUUGAAUGUGACAACUACUUCUGUCUGACAGCGGAUUCACUCGGUUUACAGGUGUUUUUUAAACUAAAACCCAAGUGUGUCAUAUUGUCCUUUCUGUCUCGGUCUUCUCCAGGUGGUUACACUGCCACCCACCCUGUCAUUACCAUCUUCUGGGAGGUGGUGGAGAGCUUCACCGAUGAAGAGAAACGCAAGCUGCUCAAGUUUGUCACCAGUUGCUCGCGGCCUCCUCUCCUGGGCUUCAAGGUGAGGGUUCAAAGUUCACUACGUCAGUUGGUUCCUUUUCUUUUCUACCCUCCGUCUGGUAUUGUUGAUUGUAGCCGGUGUUUAACCAAACACUCAGGGAGUAUCAAAUGGCACCCUAUUCCCUAUCUAGUGCACACAUUGACCAAAAGUAGUGCACUAUAUAGGGAGCCAUUUGGGAUGCAGCCCCCAAGACAAAUUUCAGCACUAUGGAGUGUUCACUGUUCUAAUGGGCAUGUCAUGAAAAUACCUGUCCCGAUAACACCCUCUGAUGAUCAUUUUGAAAUUGGGCUUAGUGAUAAGACUCCUAAGGCUGCCUGGUUCUUGCUUAUCUUCUCCUGCGCUGCGGUUCACAACCCUUCUCUGGAUUAUUAGUCAAUUUGAGGCCCUUUGCCCGACCGUUGGGUGUGGGCUCGGUCGGCAGGCAUCACCCACCGGACAAAUAUUGUCAUUGGUUUCAGACUAAGCCGGUGGCACGGUGAACCUUUGCACUGUUGGCUCCUGUUUAACCUCAUGAGUAGUAGGGAAGUUAGUUUCACAUUAUUCAUAAUUAAUUCCUCUUUUAGGUCAUUCGACCUCUUUAGUUGGGCACAGGGUAUAACCCCAGAAUGAAUAUACUAGUUUUUAAUAGCCGCCCCCAAAAACUAGCACCAAAACAUUGCUGCAACAUCAUCAAACUGUUUGUUUCCAAAAUGACUUCAGCCAAGAACUGAAAUGAUGGAAUUGCGUUUAUCGGAAUUACCAUUAUUGUGACUUCAGCUGACGAUUCCUCCAAUCGAGAGCCAUUUCACUUACCUAAUGACUUGAUUUAUAGGGACACUAAAAUGGUUGGAAAUAGAAAAGAGAGCACUGCUGAAAUCCAUUAGGACUUUUAUAUGCCUUACUUAGGAUAACCAGAAGCUGUAAUUGUCAUAUGAUUGGUUUUACUACUGUUUGUUGCCGUCGUUAGUUAAGAAUACUUAAGUACUCCCACAACGGGGAGAGAGAGGAGGGUACGGAUGGGAACACACCCAAAAAUCUCCCUCGGUGGCUUAGGCAGGAGGGCUGGAGAGCUCCCCCGUUUAAUGAAUUUGACUUUGGGGAGUGUGUGAAUGUGGUGUCCUUGCCUUUCCCUGUCUCCUCCUCCCUGGGCCCGGAGAGGAGGCGAUGAUGGUGAUUGGUAGGGCGGGGCGGGGAGUGGCCCCUAACCCUAACCCUGGGCCCAUGCCAGCCCAGCUUUAAUUAGCUGCCGUAAAUGUCCAAGGAUUCAUUAGCAGUGAAAUAGCUGUCAGGAGAAGCAUUUUAAAAAAAAGAUGAUCGAUAGCCUUUUUUCCCAGAAUUAUCGUUCCCAUAAUGACACUUUCUCAAUAAGCAACGAUAGUUUAAUACUAUAAUUGUCCGAAAAAUGGUGUCGUUACUGCCGAGCCCCCCGGGAACCAUUUAACCGGGAAAGGUACAGGCGCUGAACCCCACGCCACACUUCUAAUCUUUAAAUAGCUAUAGAGCGGCUGGACGUUAGAAAGAGAAAGGAUGAUUCCUGUGGAUUCUGAUGGAAACCGUCAAUGGGUAUGCUCCAAAUGGCACCUAUUCCCUAUAUAGUGCACUACUUUUGACCAGGGACCCAUAGGGUGGGGCACUAUAUAGGGAAUAGGGUACCGUUUGGGACCUAGCAGUGUCUUGGCCUUGAUGAUGUGGGUGGAGAUGAGGUGUCCUGGCCUCAUCACCAGAAAGAGUAAUUUUAUAAAGUGCCAGAUAGACAACAUGAAAUGACCAUUCUCUGCUCUUGCUCUGCAUCCAAGUGUCACACUCGGUCUCCUUUCAAACAUCACAGCCUAUUUUAAUAGUAUAUCCACGCUUUUUUCACGGCUUAUCACAUUUAUAUCCUGAUGUUGCUCGAUCACUAGUGUUGUGCCAAAUGCGUUGUAAAUCAGUUGUGUGAAUUGAAUGUAUACAGGGCCUCCAUGGCCUUCUGAAUCUCUAGUUUGACACGGUUCUCCCCCCACCCCCCAUCCCCACCCGGGUUUCUAGGAACUGUACCCAGCCUUCUGCAUCCAUAAUGGGGGGAACGACCUAGAGCGCCUGCCCACGGCCUCAACCUGCAUGAACCUGCUUAAGCUGCCCGAGUUCUGCGACCAGCACCUGAUGAGGAACAAGCUGCUGUACGCCAUUGAAUCCUCCGCAGGCUUCGAGCUCAGCUGAGGGGGGAUGUCUGUCUGUCUCUUACUCCCUGCAACCACUGAUUCAAUGGACAUGGACGGGCCAGAGAAGACUGUCUGUUGAGAGAGAGAGCGAACAUGAUGAACUGAUAUCUGUUUGACUGUGUGUAGAACAGAAACAGGGGUGACGGGAUUGUCACCCAAGACUGAAGAGCGGGACGAAGGAAGAAUGGAGGGGGAGGGAAAAGCGCAGAAUGUUUUGGUUUUAAAAUUACUUAAAUGUGUAUUCAAAAUCAUCAAAAUCCCAAAAAAGAGCAGCAACAAUAGAAUCUCGAGGCUGUUUUUUAAAGACUUUGUGCAAAAGAAACAGACAAGAUCUACUGCGAGUGUGUCCAUGACCCUUCAGCAGAGUGCAUUGUGAAAUAAACAACCGAAAUAAACGACCGUGUUCACCAAAGAUUGAACAGUGCUGUGCUGUCUGAGGAUGCGAGAGGAACAGGUAAUAAGAGGACAGAGGUGGGAGAUUGGGUGACACACAGGACUGCAGCACUCCUUACACCUCGAUCUUAAGGGCUUUGAGAGGGCCAGCUUGGCUGAUAGGGACCUGUCCCAAAUGGCAUCCUAUGGCCCUGGCCAAAAGUAGUGUACUAUAAAUGCACUAGGGUGCCAUUUGGGACACAUUUCCAACUAGAGGUAAUAUAAACUCACAUAGUUUUGUGAUUACUGUAAUGAUUAUUAUUAAUAGUAAUUUUUAUAACAUGCAAAUGCUUUGGGCAGGCAACUGUGUGGUUUUCAAGGCAAAGAGACAAGUAUUGUUGAUAAGAGAUUGGACUAUUGAUUAUGCUGAUUAUGGAAUAUUUGUGAAUAUGUAUAUGUGUUUACACCACUCUUGUAGGAUUCCUUUACUCAGUAUUUGUACAGGUUGCUUUUCUUGUGUUUCGAAUGAAGGCCUCAUGUUCUCACACACACAUUUAAGUGAACCAUCUAUUCUACAGUAUGUGCCCUGGCUGCAGUGAGUAUCCACCUAUGGAGCAACAGCUGUGUAUGCGUGCCAAAUGGCACCCUAUUCCCUA
Messenger RNA from Coregonus sp. 'balchen', 33724 nucleotides. Lineage: Eukaryota; Metazoa; Chordata; Actinopteri; Salmoniformes; Salmonidae. The record is from the annotation of a GenBank genome assembly.